CUACCACUAAUGCUCGAGUACGGCGUACUUGCGUUCGCGCUGCUGCAGGUGGCAUAAACAAAUGCGCCAACCCAAAGCAACGACGCCAUGGAGCGGCCACGUUCACGCCAACCCGAUUGCGCUUGCCACGCGACACGUCUCGCGGUUUUCCACGAGAGCUUGAUUAGCACCUGCCGACGUGCCUGUUACUGCUGCGUGUCCUCAUGCUGACCGAGCUAGUGCAGUGAUAAAAACUGACACGUACAGGAGCUGCCAACAUGCCAGUGUCGCCGACACCAAAGAAGACGGCUGGGAUGUUAAAGGCCGUAAUUCUAAUCGGAGGACCCCAAAAGGGCACCCGGUUUCGACCGCUGUCGUUCGACAUCCCCAAGCCGCUAUUCCCGGUGGCUGGUCGCCCGAUGAUGCAACACUUAGUCGAGGCAUGCUGUGGUCUGUCAGGCGUGCGCGAGAUUCUGCUCAUUGGGUUCUACCCAGCCGAUGAUGCGGACCUGACGGGGUUUGUGAAGAGUGCCAGCCGCGAGUACGGCAUGCCAGUGCGUUACCUCCAGGAGUACGCGGCACUGGGCACGGCUGGUGGCAUCCACCACUUCCGCGACCAGAUUCGCCGAGGCGACCCAGAGGCCUUUCUGCUGAUUCACGGUGAUGUGUGUGGUCAUUUUCCGUUGGAAGAAAUGUUGGAGUUCCACCGGUCGCUGCCCAAAAGCAACCUGGUCACCGUGCUGGCCACCGAGGCAACACGCCAACAGUCACUAAGCUACGGCUGCAUAGUGGAGGACAAGGCUACGCAUCAGGUUCUACACUACGUGGAAAAGCCGUCCACGUUUGUCAGCGCAGUCAUAAACUGUGGAGUCUACGUGUGCAGCCCAGACGUGUUUCAAUGGACCGGGGCAGUGCUGCGCGACCGGCAUGCGCGAGAAGGCGACAGCCUGGACGCGCUCAGUUUGGAGCAUGACGUGCUGGCGCCGCUGGCUGCCGCCGGCCGACAGCUGCACGUCUUUCAGACGAAUCGCUGGUGGAGUCAGCUCAAGACGGCCGGCUCGGCCAUCUAUGCAAACCGACACUACCUCGAGCUGUACCGCCUGGAGCACCCAGAGCGUCUGGCACGGCCAGGGCCCGACGGGCCCACCAUAUUUGGCGACGUGUUCGUGCACCCAUCGGCAAGCGUGGACCCUAGCGCCACACUUGGACCUAAUGUGUCCGUCGGACCUGGGGCGCGCAUUGGCGCCGGUGUACGGAUCCGUGAGUCAUUGGUGCUCGCUAACGCCACUGUCUGCGACCACGCUCUUGUUCUUCACUCCAUCGUGGGUCUCGACAGCUCGGUUGGCGCCUGGAGCCGUGUGGAAGGAACACCCUGUGACCCCAACCCGGACCGGCCCUUUGCCAAAAUGGAAAAUGUGCCUUUAUUCAAUGCUGAUGGCCGUCUGAACCCGUCAAUCACAGUGCUCGGCUGUCAUGUCACUGUGCCUGCAGAAGUCAUUGUACUCAAUUCCAUUGUACUGCCUCACAAGGACCUGGCACAAAGCUACAAGAAUGAGAUAAUUCUUUAAGAGCAAGCCUGUAAUGAGGAGCCACACCUCUCAAUGACAACAUAAUGGGCAUGGAAAAAAAUGGGAGAAAGCGCGAACAUUUCUAUAACUUCCAAUAAAAGAUGUGAAGAGUGCAUAAAAAGAGGAGACAUUAACUGCACAAAAAGCAACAGUAAAUGAAAUAGGUGUUUGCUUGUGUGAGGGACUGAAAUGCCAAGAUUUUUUUCACUGGAUAAAUGUUCUUAUACAUGCAUGCUGCAAAGCUCCUGUUCCACUCUUAUGACAGUAGUCUUCUCCCUUAAGAAGCCAUUAUUUACCCCUGAAACGUUUCUCUACUUGGCACUCCACCUUGAAUCAAAAUGAAUGGUAUUGCUGCUCCUCAACGGAAGCGGUAACUGCACUUCCAUGGCAUGCCAAGGCAAUUCCAGAGAGAAAGUUUGGUGACUAGGCACUCUUGGGCAUCUACUCGAAUGCACUUUAGUGAAUGUGUGUUUCUCAAGCAGCUGCUUCACAUCACCAAGGAGCAUUGUUGAAGUGCAGUGUUGCUUUCAGCUGAGGGGUGGUGCUGUGUUCAGUGGACUUGCAGGUGCCUUUGCCUACACCCUUUAUUCGAUGACAUUGAAAAUGUCCAUACACAGUGCACUGCCUGAUCACUGUGUAGUGACCAAGGGCAGACUCGCACAACAGAGGAACAAAUGGCAGUUUCAAUCCACAGAUUUGGUGUCGCAUGCUACAGAUCUGUGCUGUACGUUUGAGCACCAGCAACUAUACUUGCAGACAACUUUGUGGCACUUAAGGGAAAAUACAGGGGCAGAGCUUCUGCAUGUUACUUUGAAAGUAGUCUGGAAGAGUUUGACACCUCUUUCCCUGUUUCUCAAAGCAGAUACUACAUCAGUCUAGCCUGCUAUUUGCAAUUUUGACAGAAGAGCAAAGCGAAAAAUAUAAAAUUGAUAUGUAACACUAAGAGAUACAUUUGUUUUGUUAAUAUAUAUGAUGUAGUAAAUGUUUCCUGUUCUCCAGCUUAAACAAAUGUGAAUAAGAGUGUAGGACUGUUUUCUGGAGCGUUGUCACAUGUGCAUUUGGCCUGCAUAGCUGUUUUUGUUGUCCCAGAAUGCUGUCUGCGAGAAUAGCUG
Molecule: messenger RNA, 2659 nt
Organism: Dermacentor silvarum
Lineage: Eukaryota; Metazoa; Arthropoda; Arachnida; Ixodida; Ixodidae
Gene: Gmppa
Product: mannose-1-phosphate guanyltransferase alpha-A-like
Exons: 1
Coding region: 258-1547 (429 amino acids)
Biological process (GO): biosynthetic process
Cellular component (GO): cytoplasm
Molecular function (GO): transferase activity
Source: RefSeq, a predicted model, not a curated record